AUGCUAGAGCAAAGUGCUUCAUCGCCAUAUGGCAUCCGGCGCCUCCCUUCGUUUCGAAAUUUUGAGAUCCCGCAACUUCCCUUCCAACAUCUCCCGAGCAACUUUGGUCGCACUUGGUCUCUAACAGGCUCAUACAGAGGCAUUGUUAGAGAACAGAGGUCAGAGGGCGAUCUCGAACGACAAGAAUUCGAGAGACUGACCGAGGUCAAUGAAAUUGAUGAGCCAGACAUCAAGCCCGAACCCGACGAAACUGUUGAUCCUAGCUUGGUAACAUGGUCAUCUGAAGACGAUCCAACCAAUCCCUUGAACUGGCCCAACCGACAAAGAUGGACAGCCACUCUCUUAGUCGCAUGCUUCACAUUCAUCUCGCCUCUCGCAUCAACCAUGAUUGCACCUUCCCUCGACACCAUCGGGGAAGACUUCAACAUCACGAAAGAUUCUGAAAAGGCCCUCGUCAUGACCAUCUUCUUACUCGCUUAUGCAAUCGGUCCCUUCCUGAUUGGACCCCUCUCAGAAAUAUUCGGACGUGUCGUCGUGCUUCAAGGUGCUAACCUUGUAUUUCUUCUCUUCAACACUGUUUGUGGAUUUGCUCGGUCCAAGGAGCAGAUAUUGGCGUUCAGAUUUCUGAGUGGUCUCGGGGCUAGUGCUCCACAAGCCAUCGGAGGAGGCGUCAUCUCAGACUGCUGGCGCGCUGAAGAGCGCGGCAAAGCCAUCGCCAUUUACAGCCUCGCACCCUUCCUCGGUCCUUCACUAGGUCCUAUUGCUGGUGGUCUGAUUACCCAAAAUACCACAUGGCGUUGGGUAUUUUGGGGUACAUCCAUUCUCGAUCUCUUCGUUCAAAUCCUCGCUACGCUCUUCCUCCACGAAACAUACCCUCCCAAGAUCCUCGCUGUGAAAGUGAAGAAGUUGAUCCAAGAGACGGGUAAUGCUGCCUUACAUACGAAAUGGCAGAACCCCGACCAUACCUUCGGACACAUCAUGAGAAAGAAUCUGGUUAGGCCGUUCGUGAUGCUUGCAACACAGCCAACUAUCCAGCUCAUGGCUUUGUAUCGAGCCUACGUCUACGGAUUGAAAUACCUGGUCCUCUCCACAUUCCCCAUGGUCUUUGAACAAACCUACAACAUGUCUAUCGGUGACGCCAGUUUAAACUACCUCUCCCUCGGCGUUGGAUUUGUAAUCGGCCUCCAAAUCUGCGCUCCCAUGAUUGACAAAGUGUACAUCCGCCUCAAACGACACUACAACUGCCCCGGCCGACCCGAGUUCCGUAUUCCACUCAUGCUUCCCGGGGGCCUCCUCGUUCCCAUUGGCCUGCUCAUCUACGGCUUCACAGCGCGCUCCUCAAUCCACUUCAUCGUUCCCAACAUCGGCGCGGCAAUCUUCGCCUGCGGCUGCAUAAUCUCGUUUCAAUGUGCUCAGGCAUAUGUCGUUGAUGCAUAUACCACUUAUGCAGCGAGUGCAACUGGUGCAGCGGCUUUUGUGAGGACAAUUGCUGGGUUUGGAUUUCCGCUUUUUGCGGGAAAGUUGUAUGGGAGUCUUGGGGUGGGAUGGGGGAAUGCAGUAUUAGCUUUUGUGGCGUUGGGGAUAGGCAUUCCGGCACCUAUUCUGUUUUGGAGGUAUGGGGAGAGGAUACGGGCGAGGAGUACGUAUUGUGCUGGAUGA
Molecule: messenger RNA, 1659 nt
Organism: Cadophora gregata
Lineage: Eukaryota; Fungi; Ascomycota; Leotiomycetes; Helotiales; Ploettnerulaceae
Exons: 5
Coding region: 1-1659 (552 amino acids)
Biological process (GO): transmembrane transport
Molecular function (GO): transmembrane transporter activity
Source: RefSeq, a predicted model, not a curated record